AUGAGCUCCCUGAAGGGCGACUUGAACAACAACCUUGCUGACAUGAUGUCAGACGAGCAAGACGAGCAAGACAAUCACGACCACCCACCUCCGUAUAUCCCUCCCCCACAGGGCAGCAGUGCCCAUCCGGUCGAUGGCAAGCAACAACCUCCCCUCACGUUUGCGUGUAUCCUCCUUUCCCGCCAAGACCGAGUGCGCGUCCUUGGGUUUCCGGCCGAAUACAUUCCCCCCGUUCGUGAGGCGAUUAACAAUGCCUGGCCAAAGGGUAUCCAGAAGGAGGCGCCGUUUGAGAGUGGCUUUGAAUGGAAGCUCUCUGGCCGGCCAUCCACGAGGGGUCGGCCUGCAAGAACAGUCGGUCCCAGCACGCCGCCUGGUUCUCCACCUGAUCCGUCUCAUGUACACCAAGGGCUGGCAUCUCGUCGCCUCGUGCGACCUGACCAAGAAGACGCUUCAACCACUGGGACAAGGCGCGCCUCAUCGACUCUCCGAACGAUCUGGUCCGCGAGGCGUUCCACCACGCCAUGCACCAUUGGCACCAGGGCAUCCAAGAAGAAACCGACAAGGAACUCGGGUGUUACCAGCUCAAGCUCAAGGGUAGAGUUGAGGAAGGCUCAACACAUUGCCGUGGCUGACGUUUCAGGUUCCCCGUGGAUAAGCAGCUCUGACGCUGACAUUGCCAACUCGCGCCUGCUCGUGUGCCAGCUGCUUGGAGCGGCAGACGCACUGGGGUAUGAGCUUGUGGGCAGCGUCAACCUCGGCAAGCCUGCUGACAAGGACUAUGGCAUGCUGGACAGCCUGUUCUUUGCGUCCAAGCUGGUCUGA
Apiotrichum porosum is the source of this 822-nucleotide messenger RNA. RefSeq lists its product as uncharacterized. NCBI's taxonomy places the organism in Eukaryota, Fungi, Basidiomycota, Tremellomycetes, Trichosporonales, Trichosporonaceae. The record is from RefSeq and is a predicted model, not a curated record. The transcript has 3 exons. The coding region runs from base 1 to 822 and encodes 273 amino acids.